AUGCCGCCUUCUCAAUUGAAGCAGCUGAAGGCCUCGCUUCGGGAGAGUGGGGUUACUGGUCCCCAGCAAUCCAAGAAGCAAAAGCGCCAGAAUGCAAAGUCCGGAGUUGGGGCGCAGAAUCGAAACCAGCGCAACGCCGCCUUACAAGCCAUUCGUGACCGAUUCAACCCGUUUGAGAUCAAGGCACCGACCAAGCAAAGCAAAUUUGAUGCGACCACCCGCGAUGGUGGCUCGACGACCGCUGGGCGUGUUCGCCCGGGAGUCACCAAGUCACUGGGUGAAGAAAAGCGACGUGCGACGCUCUUAAAAGAGAUCAACAGCCGAAACAAAGUCGGUGGACUUGUUGAUCGCCGGUUCGGUGAAAAUGACCCGACCAUGACACCCGAGGAGCGGGCGGCCGAGCGGUUUGCGAGAGAAAGCCAGAGAAAGAUGCGCAAAGAGUCGAUGUUCAAUCUCGAGGAUGAAGAGGACGAGUUCCAGCUUACACACAUGGGGCAGUCGCUAGAUCUUGAUCAGACAAAUCGAGAUGAUUUCGAGGCGGGCGACUUGGAGGAUCAGGAAUCAGAUGACGAUAUGUCACGAAAACGCAAGCGCUUUAUCGAGGAUGACGGAGAUAUGGAGGACUUGGUUGAUGACGAGGGCGAAGCGAAGCCAGACCGGAAAAAGUCCAAGGCGGAGGUCAUGAAGGAAGUCAUUGCCAAAUCAAAAUUCCACAAGCACGAACGGCAACAAGCGAAGGAGGACGAUGAUGACCUGCGAGAUGAGCUCGACAAGGAGCUCCCUGAUCUUUUCGAGGCUUUGCGGGGAAUUAAGCAACCUCCGAAGCCGGAACCCGCUAAACAGGAUCUGGAAACUAUGAACCCGGAUCGUGCAGCCUUGCUGCAAGAGCCGGAGAAGAAGGAUACCGAAAAGGAAUACGACCAACGACUCAAACAGUUGACAUUUGACAAGCGAUCUAAGCCGACAGAUCGCACAAAGACUGAGGAAGAAAAGGCAGAGGAAGAAGCUGAACGGCUGAAACAACUCGAAGAAGACAGGAUUCGGAGAAUGCGCGGUGAACAGUUGAGCGACGAGGAGGAGGAAGACCAAGGCCAAGAUAAAGGUUCUGAAGAUGAGGAUGAGGAUAUUGACGAUGCCAUGGCUUUCGGGCUUCCAACAAAUUCUGGACAAUCGCGCCUUGAACUUGGUGUGGAGGACGAGGAUGAUUUCAUCAUUGAUGAUGACCUCGUUGAGACUAGGUCAAACGUCAGCCUCUCUCUUGAUGAAAGCGACAUGGAAGAAGAAGAGCUCUCGGAGGAGGAAGAACGAGAGGAACCGGACGAAGAAGACGAACUCAUCAACGGAUUGACGCUGCCAACACACGCUACUGCUGGCGCCGCAUCAACAGCCGUCGAAGUGGAUCAGGCAGCCAACGGAAAGUUGGCAUUCACAUACCCUUGCCCCAACAACCAUGAGAGCUUCCUGGAGACCCUCAAAAAUGUGCCCAUCCAAGAUACCCCGACAGUCAUCCAGCGCAUUCGAGCUUUGCAUCACCCUCGCCUCCACAGUGAUAACAAGGCGAAACUCGGACGUUUUGCCGAAAUCCUCGUUGAGCACGUGUCGUACAUGGCAAAUGAGUCCGAGCAACCUCCGUUUUCCAUCGUGGAGAGCAUACUGCGGCACGUCCACUCGUUGGCCAAGAUGCACCCGGUAAACGUUGCCGCCGCAUUUCGAGCACACCUUCGCAAAAUGUCUCAAGAUCGUCCACUCAGUCUUCUUCCCGGUGACCUCGUCAUUCUGACCGGAAUUUCGACUGUCUUUCCCACAUCAGACCAUUUCCAUGCGGUGGUGACGCCGGCUCAUCUGUGCCUCGCCCGGUACCUGGGUCAAUGCUCUGCGAAUACUCUUGCAGACUUUACAAUAGGUGCCUUCGCCACAAGCCUCUGUCUCCAAUACCAAACCGCCUCGAAGAGAUACAUGCCUGAAUUUAUCAACUACACUCUAAAUGCUCUCUGCAAUCUCGCGCCUACAGAGCCGGCCAGCGAGCUUGGCUUCUUUCCAUCCCGAACUUCGCAGGAUUCCAUUCGUCUUUCGUCAUCCAAGAAGGCCAGCCCGCGCAAGUUGCACUUCCGCGACGUGGUUGCUUCCACCUUGGACCCCCAAGCCGAGGAGGACCUAAAGGUCUCCCUGGUCACCACUUUCGUGUCUCUUCUUGACUCCGCCUCUGACGUCUGGGCAGAGAAAUCUGCUUUCACUGAGAUUUUCAGUCCUGCUCGCGCGGUUCUCCGCCACCUCCGCCAAUGCUUCAAAAGCAAAACCUUCGCAGAGGCCCGAGAUCGCACUCAAUCUACUCUUGACAAGCUCGACGCCCACCUUGCCCGUGCACGUCUCACCCGCCGCCCGCUUUUUCUCCAUGACCACCGCCCUCUGGCCAUCAAGUCCGCCAUUCCCAAGUUCGAGGAGAACUUCAACCCGGACAAGCACUACGACCCGGACCGCGAGCGUGCCGAAUCCAACCGUCUCAAGGCCGAGUACAAGCGCGAGCGCAAAGGUGCCAUGCGCGAGCUUCGCAAGGAUGCCAGUUUUGUUGCGCGCGAGAAGCUCCGCGAGAAGAAGGAGCGCGAUGCAGAGUACGAGAAGAAGUACAAGCGGCUUGUGGCGGAGAUACAGAACGAGGAGGGUCGCGCUGCGAACGAUUACGAAAGGGAGAAGAGGCUGCGCCAAGGGAAGCGGUAA
Penicillium alfredii is the source of this 2715-nucleotide messenger RNA. RefSeq names its product snoRNA-binding rRNA-processing protein NOP14. Bases 1 to 2715 code for a protein of 904 amino acids. The record is from RefSeq and is a predicted model, not a curated record. The transcript is spliced from 2 exons. Lineage: Eukaryota; Fungi; Ascomycota; Eurotiomycetes; Eurotiales; Aspergillaceae. Gene Ontology annotation, cellular component: nucleolus; small-subunit processome; Noc4p-Nop14p complex. Gene Ontology annotation, biological process: maturation of SSU-rRNA.